AGGAGGGAUCGAGCUUCACUCUCAUGUUCUUCUCGUUCCUCUGUCUCACUGGCGCGGUGACGAUGAGCAGGCAGCGGACUCUCUGUUGUCUGGUGCGCACUCUCCCGUCUCCAUCGUCAGCUCUCCACGAUCACCAUGGAAGAGCCUAAUUAAUGCACGCAGCCUCUACGUGUCCCUCUCCUCGUCCUGCUGCUGCUGGAGCUGGUGCAUGCAUUUUAAACCUCCGCCGUCACUGAGACCGGACCUGCGAACCCAUCACACCCGGACCCACUGGACCAGGACCCGGGGAGGAGGAGAGGAGAGGACCGCGGCUCAACCCUGAAGUCUCCAGGAGAAAAAAGAGGCAAAUAAUGCCAGCAGCACCAGAGUCGCUCCCCCUGGUGACGUGCCAGCUCAUCGGUCAGACCGCUCUGCCCUCCUAUAGCCUCCCUCUCUACCCUGGCAGAUCCAUGCUGCUGGAUGCUCCUCACAGAGCCACGCCCGCACCAUGAGCGCCAACGGGCCCACCCCAGACCCAGUCCCAGCCCCCACGGCCCCAGUAGCCCCUCCCACCGCUACCCCUGCCCCUGCUCCGGCUCCGGCCCCGGCCCCGGCCCCGGCGGCGCCCGCUCCUCCUGCCCCGCCUGCCCCAGCGACCACCACUAUCCCAGUAGGUGCGUUGGCACAGAAGAAGCGGCAGCAGUAUGCCAAAAGCAAGAAACAGGGCAGUAAUGCCAACAGCAGGCCACCAAGGGCUCUGUUCUGCCUCAACCUCAACAACCCCAUACGCAGGGCCUGCAUCAGCCUGGUGGAGUGGAAGCCAUUUGAUAUCUUUAUAUUAAUUGCCAUUUUUGCCAACUGUAUGGCCUUAGCUGUCUACGUCCCCUUCCCUGAAGAUGAUUCAAACUCCAUAAACCACGACCUGCUGAGGAUGAGUGUGCUCUCCAGAAGCCUGACAGUCACACACAGUGUGGGCCUUAGUUGA
This is a messenger RNA of Hippoglossus stenolepis (Pacific halibut), 964 nucleotides long. RefSeq names its product voltage-dependent L-type calcium channel subunit alpha-1D-like. Gene Ontology annotation, molecular function: high voltage-gated calcium channel activity. The transcript has 4 exons. The record is from RefSeq and is a predicted model, not a curated record. Gene Ontology annotation, cellular component: voltage-gated calcium channel complex. Lineage: Eukaryota; Metazoa; Chordata; Actinopteri; Pleuronectiformes; Pleuronectidae. Gene Ontology annotation, biological process: calcium ion import across plasma membrane. Bases 488 to 964 code for a protein of 158 amino acids.